AUGACCAUCAACAAGUCAUCACUCUGUCGUUUCCUGGGGUACACCGAACACCAGGAGUCAUUUCUAUUUGAGGAAGUAUCAACAGGAGCGAUCAAGAUGAGUCGCGAUGCCACGUUCAUGGAAGACAAGUUUAAUGAAGGUCCGCGCAACUACAACGAUGAGUCAAGUACCGUUGAGGUUGACGAUCAAGACAAGAGCGAAGAAAAAGAAGAAGGUAAAACUGACGUCGACAUGUACUCGAGCGACGGUGACGACGAAGACACCAGGUCUUCGAAGAGCAACAUCAAGAGACACACGCGCACUCAAUUACUUGAAAAAGCUACCGUCAUUCCAAGUCCCAAGCGAAGAACGUACAGAGGUCCGUCGCUAGAGCAUGUGUCAGCAGCUGCGAUGGAUUUUGAAGCAGCCUACAUCGUUGAUUCAGUGGGGGAAACGCCGACUACAUUCAAGUCGGCGAUGAAAUCAAGCGACUCCGGCAAGUGGAAAGAAGCGUGUGACUCGGAGUUCGAAUCUUCAGAGAAACAACACGUGGGAAACUCCCGAAAGGUCGCAAAGCCAUCGGGUGCCGAUGGGUGUUUUGUGUGA
Peronospora matthiolae is the source of this 585-nucleotide messenger RNA. The record is from the annotation of a GenBank genome assembly. Lineage: Eukaryota; Oomycota; Peronosporomycetes; Peronosporales; Peronosporaceae.